AUGGUUGUCCCAACUGACCCCAAGCUGCUUUCCAUCCUCGCCGACAGAGGAGGCGUCAACAUCAGACAGCUCGAGGUCGGGUACCGCGAGUUCGUCGACAAUAUGAUUCCCAAAGUCUUUUGGGGAGCCAAACCCUCCAGCGUCGACCUCAUUCACACUCCCGAGCCCUUUAUCGCCCGCCGCGCCUACAAGCUUACCUUUGACGAGCCUCCCAAGCCCGGCGUCCCCAUGCAGCUCAUCCUCGACGUCAAGUUAGGCCCCAGCCCUAUGAAUGCGAGCGUCUUUGUCAACAUCACCAACCCCGUCGGCAAUGUCUCCACAUUUGACGCGGCCGGUCGUUGUCAGGAGAUCGCUCGGUCUUGGCUUCCCGAUCUGGUCCCCCGCGUCAUUCGCGUCGGUAUCUUUGAGACGGAUGACGGCGAUGUCGAUUACAUCGUGACGGAGCACAUUCCUAACACCGUGACCCUCGACAAGGUCUGGUCCUCUCUCACGCCCGAGUCGCAGGGCCGCAUCAUGGGCCAGCUCGUCACUGCGCUGGAGAACCUCCAGAAGGAACACGGAUUCUCCGAGAAGGAUAUCGAAGAGGCGCUCAGGGCCGUCGAUCUGUCUGGCAACAUCGACUACACCGCCCCCGUGGUCCUCAAUGGCCCCAAGACCCCCGAGUCCAUACCCUUGGACCAAAUCCCGGCCUGGCCUCCGCAGUUCACCUCGCAGAAGCGCGUCCACCUCCUGCUCCAGCGCUAUGCCAACGAGUUCCGCCCCGCCCGUCACCACUCCCCAGCCACCACCUUUACGGAGCGCAAAGACGGCAGCUUCUUCAUCAGAUUCCCCGGCGCCGAUCACCCGAUGGACACCCAGGGCCUCACGUGCAGACACAUCCAGGAGCUCGGCAGGGCCCUCGUCCUUUGCCACAUGGACCUCGAGCCGCGCAACGUCCUCGUCAAGCUCGUCGAGCAGCCCGCCGGUCCCACUGGUCCCGCCGACGGCAAGCCCGAGAAGGAAGUCCAGCUGGCCGGCAUCAUCUCCUGGCAAAAGGCCACUUUCGCACCCUUCUCCAUGGAGCGAGGCCUCAAGGACGCGUUGCUCGGCUGCCAGUUCAAUUCAGACUACGCGUGGUACAGGCUCUUUGUCGAGCGCACCAAGCACCUGAUUCCCGAUCGAUUCUCCAAUGCUAACGAGCAUGUGCUGGCGGCCAUGGUGAGCAUGCGCUUCGCUGCUCGUGCGCUGGACUGCAACUACACGACGACUGCCCACCAGCAGCACUUCUAUGCCAUGGAAAAGGUUACCAUGACCUCAAACCGGGAGGAUGGAUGGGUCAGAAUGCCUGGCGCCCAGGACCAUGAGUCGCCCUCGGACUCGGAGUACCGGGAGAUGGGCAAUGGUCUUGUUCGCAAGCUCCUCUAUAACCACUUCCAGACAAUUCCGAGACACAGCUGGCCACAGAAGAUUGUGGACGCCUUUGCCCAGUAUGGUGCUUGA
Molecule: messenger RNA, 1479 nt
Organism: Colletotrichum fioriniae
Lineage: Eukaryota; Fungi; Ascomycota; Sordariomycetes; Glomerellales; Glomerellaceae
Source: RefSeq, a predicted model, not a curated record